UGUGCUGUGUGUACAUCGUCUAACAGCGCAUGCGUACUAUUGGACGCUCAACGCCAGUUUCCUCUUAAUGGGGUUUCACCACUACAUCCAAACAUGGGUUUAUGUCGGUGAAAAUACACACUUCUGCACUUUACUCUCGCAAUCAGUCAGAUAUAGCAAGCUACUUCAUCUUCAGCAAGACCGUCCUUUUAAUGGGGUUUCUGUGAAACAUUUCUUGUAUAAACAACCUUUUCUUGUUUUCCUCCAAAAUGCCCGAGUUCAUAUCAGUGGAUGAGUUUAUUACGGAGACUUUGGAGGACUACAGCUCUCCGACCACCUCUUCCUUCUACACCAAAAUGACAAGUUGCAGAAAUUUCGCCAACAAUAUCGAGGAGGCCUUGGAUUCUGACCGUACAUUAUUGCAGAAAAUGAAGAAAUCUGCCAAAGCAAAGCAUAUCUCUGGACAAGACCACAUAUCACAUUUGGAGUCCUACAUCAAUUCCAUGGAGAAGUUGGCUGUAAAUUUCCACAGCAAUGGAGAACCGGAAGUGGCCUCUGCCUUUAAUAAGUUUGCAGAAUUCUCCAAAGAACUGCUGAUGCCAAUGAAGAACUUGUUGAAGAGCAUGUUGCACAACAUCAACUUUUUCCUGGACUCGCUGGUAAAAGGGGAUCUGAAAGAGGUCAAAGGUGACCUGAAAAAAUCAUUUGACAAGGCCUGGAGAGAUUACGAAAAUAAAUUCACUAAAAUUGAGAAGGAGAAGAGGGAGUUGGCUAAACAGUAUGGUAUGGUGCGCACAGAGGUGAGCGGAGGAGAGAUUGCAGAAGAGAUGGAGAAAGAGCGCAGGAUGUUCCAGCUACAGAUGUGUGAAUAUCUCAUCAAAGUAAAUGAAAUAAAGACCAAGAAAAAAGUAGACCUGCUCCAGAACCUCAUCAAACACUAUUACUCUCAAUGCAAUUUCUUUCAGGAGUGUCUGGUUGCAACGGAAAAGCUCAAGCAGUACAUUGAUGCCCUGACGGGACAGCUGAGUGGUAUCAAACACAAGCAGGAUGAGGAGAAAAGACAGCUCUGUUCUCUCAGAGAUCAGCUCAAACCAGCUCUUCAGCCUGAACUGAAAGAGGAUUCUCUAAGCAGGCAGACAGUGUACAGCUUGCAUCAGCUUCAAGGCAACAAGCAAUAUGGGACUGAGAAAUCAGGCUACCUCUACAAGAGGAGCGAUGGGUUGAGGAAGAUGUGGCAGAAGAGGAAGUGUACUGUGCAGAACUGCUAUCUUACCAUCGCUCAUGGAACUCCCAAUAAAGCACCAGCUAAACUGAACCUGCUCACAUGCCAAGUCAAACCCAGUCUGGAUGACAAGAAAUGCUUUGACCUCAUCUCACAUAAUCGUACUUAUCAUUUUCUGGCUGAUGAUGAGUCUGAUUGUGUGGCGUGGAUAUCAGUGCUGACCAACAGUAAGCAGGAGGCUUUGAAUGUGGCUUUGGAUGAGCGGACGACAAGUGGAGAGAACAGUGUAGAGGAUCUCACAAGAGCCAUCACUGAGGAUAUCCGUCGCAUGCCUGGCAACAAUGUUUGCUGUGACUGUGGGGCCCUAGAUCCGACUUGGAUUUCCAUAAACCUGGGAAUCCUGACGUGUAUUGAGUGCUCAGGGAUUCAUCGGAAGAUGGGUGUUCACUAUUCACGUAUUCAGUCUCUUUCUCUGGACAAACUGGCGACUUCAGAGUUGCUGUUGGCAAGAAACGUGGGGAAUUUAGGUUUUAAUGAAAUUGUGGAGGCCAAUCUCCCCAGUCCCUCUGUGAAGCCAUCAGCAGAGAGUGACAUGGCAGUACGUAAGGACUUCAUACUUUCAAAGUAUGCAGAGUGGCAGUUUGCUCACCGUAGUGGUGGCUCACCUGAAACAAAGCGCAAAUGUCUGCAGGAUGCUGUGCGCAGUCGGGAUGUCUUCAGCCUGUUACAGCUAUACGCUGAGAGAAUAGACCUCAGCCUGCCACUGCCCUGCCCCCUACAGGAAAAGGGGGAAACUGCACUACACCUAGCAGUCCUGUUAGCUGACAGGACAUCACUGCAUGUGGCUGACUUCCUGUUCCACAACUGUAAUAAUCUGGACGCACAGACUGCGAAAGGGAACACUGCUUUACAUUACUGUUGUCAGCACAAUAAGACAGAGUGCCUUAAACUUCUGCUCAGAGCCAAGGCCAACACACAUAUCAAGAAUGACAAUGGAGAGACGGGGCUGGACAUAGCUGGUAGACUAAAACACGCACUGUGUGAGGAGCUGAUCCACCAAUCACAAAACAACCAGUUCAACAUGCAUGUACAUGUGGAAUAUGAGUGGAGACUACGGCAGGAUGACUUUUAUGAGAGUGACGACGACCUGGAGGACAAGCUGGGACCGGUACAGAAGGAACGUUUGGGACGGCCGUUCAGCUUGUAUCACAGGAGCACCAUCUCUCAGGGUGGAGGAGGAGGUGCUGGAGGGGGGCUGUUCAACAUGGGUCGGAGGCUGGCAAUGGCCCGGGGAGAAAACCGCAGGGAGGUGUUAGCCAGUCCCAGCUCUCAGACACGGAGCCUGGACAGUCCACCUCCACCACCCCCUUCAUCGCCUGCACCGCCACUUCCACCCAGAGUCAGAGCCCCAAACGUCCCUCCUCCUCCCCCUCCAAUGAGCUCACCUGACGGCUGGACAUCCCAUGAAGUGAGCAGCAGUAAGAAACGAACCCCACCUCCCCCACUUAUCAUCCGACACAAGCGCACCUACUCUGAGCCCGCCCCUCAGGUACCCCCCAGCCCCCACUCUACAUGGCAAGGACCAACAGAUUAUGUAGUGUCUGCAGGUCCAAGAAACUUCGGUGGUCCAGACUCACCUUUCCAGAAGUGUGUCUCAGCUUCUCCCAAAUACACCACAUCCACUCUGAACUCUUUAUCUGAGCUGCCAGAACGAGCAGGAUUUCGAGCAGAUGGGGAGAGCUGCUUGUCUCACUUCCUGUACCAAACACCACAGCCUAUCAGCAGUGCUGGGCGGCACACACCAGCCCGCUCCCCAACCUCCCUACGCUCCUUUAGACUGGAGACUAAUGGGAGCUCCUCUUCAUCCUGCCACACUGCUGCUCAUCCACUGCCCAGGAAAACUCUGGUUAGAAUGGCAAGCGACUGUCAUCCAUUCAUGACAGUGAUGAAGUCGAGGCUGAGGCGUGUUAAAGCCAUGUAUGACUGUGUGGCUGAUCAUCAUGAUGAGCUCACCUUUAAUGAGGGUGAAGUUCUGGUGGUCCUUGGAGAGGAAGAUGCUGAUUGGUGGAAUCAUGAUGAAAUAAUGUUUAAAUGAAUGUGAAGAAAGUGGUUUAUUGAAGACAGACCACAGGUUCUCACAAAGCACCAUGAACAUAGAAGCUUACAAAGAUGUGCAUGCCACACAAUUUGGCCAUUACAAUGGGAUAAACAUUCAGCUGGACAUUGAAAAUGUAUACUUUACCUUUCUUAAAGUGCUUAAAGAACAGAUAACUACUCAGUUUGUUGUGUCAGAAGGCAGAAUUUCUCAAAUCAUAUGAAGUCCAGGGAAUAUGAAAACUACGGUCACAUGUUGAGUUUGUAAGAUGUAAACAAAACAAUACUAAAGUCAUUUGGCCACAACUUUAGUUGAACGUUAUUGCUCAGUGUUCUGGACUCCUAAAUAAAAAAUCCAAGUAAGUCCAUUUUAAGUGGUGAUCUAUUUUUCUACUUGCAUUAGAGGACCAUAUACAUACCUUCAUGUUUUCAUAGUUGAAAAUGUGAUGUUUUAGCUUUUGCAUUGUUUUUUUUAUUUUUAUAAAAAGGUUUGUGAUGAGCUUUAAUGCACAUUUAAGUAUUGUGAGAUAUUGUAUAUCAAUUAAAAUCAUGUUUUUCUGUAUUUUUUAUUUAUGCAACAAAUAUCAAACAUUUUUUAUUUUGAAUAAUGUCCUGGAUACGCUAAUCUAUGACUUUUAAAUGUAAUUAUUAAAUUUUUAUUGUUUAUGCUUUGGUUCUGUUUCUAAAUAGAGAAUUAAAACAC
Myxocyprinus asiaticus (Chinese sucker) is the source of this 3998-nucleotide messenger RNA. RefSeq names its product arf-GAP with SH3 domain, ANK repeat and PH domain-containing protein 2-like. The transcript has 28 exons. Gene Ontology annotation, cellular component: cytoplasm. Gene Ontology annotation, molecular function: GTPase activator activity; protein binding. The record is from RefSeq and is a predicted model, not a curated record. Lineage: Eukaryota; Metazoa; Chordata; Actinopteri; Cypriniformes; Catostomidae. Gene Ontology annotation, biological process: positive regulation of GTPase activity. The coding region runs from base 249 to 3296 and encodes 1015 amino acids.